Messenger RNA from Paramecium sonneborni, 923 nucleotides. NCBI's taxonomy places the organism in Eukaryota, Ciliophora, Oligohymenophorea, Peniculida, Parameciidae. The record is from the annotation of a GenBank genome assembly.
AUGAGCAGAAAAAACUCACUUGAAAAAAUUUCACAAUUAGCUCAUUCAGCCAGAAAUCAAGGCAAAGGUCUGAAUAUCAUUGAUUUCAUAAAAAAACAAAACUUUCAAGAUGGGGCUCCUUCUACUAUUUUAUUUUCAGAUGAACUAAAUAAAUUAAAAUCAUGUGAGAUGUGUUUAAAAUUAUAAAAUGAACUUGACAAUCAUGUUAAAUUAGAUAGAUUUCAAUAAGUUAUUGAAAAACUAUGCAAAAAGUUAAGGAUCAUUGAAGAUGAAAAUUAAAAAGUACUAAUAAAAAUUUAGAACCUUGAAAGAGCUCUAAAUGAAUAAUUAGAACUAUUUUAAGCAUUUAAUAAAUAAGAAACUAACAAAUUUGGAUCGAAUUAACCAUAAUCUUAGCACAGAUACAGUACAUUAGAUCAAGAAUAACUUCAUAGAUUAGAAAAAAAAGUUUCAAAAGAUGCACAAAAAGGAAUUAAAAGCAGUGAAGAAAAUCUUAUAAAAAAUUUCAAUAAAGAAAUUUAAGCUAAAUUGAACUUUGUUCAAGAAUAUUAAUUAGAAACUAAUCUUAAGUUUACAAAUAUCUUUCAAUAAAUAGAUAUGUUAAAUAACAAAUUAGAAACACCCAAGUAAAAUGUUGUAGAAAAAACUAAUUAUAUAGAAUCAACUCUAAAAGAAAAUAAUAAAAUCCUAAAUAUUCAUAAAAUUAACAUUUUAGAAAUGUAAAACCAGGUAAUUUAUAUAAUUUAACUCAGUAUAGUGAUAUAGAUUCCGAUAUGAUCAAAAUAUUUCAACAUAUUAAAACUUUAUUAUAAACUAAUUAUAAAGUAGAUAAGAUGGAGAAAUCAUUAAAUAAUUUGUAGUACCAAUUAACUCUAAUUACUGAUACUCUAAAUGAUAUUGGUGAUAUAAUUUCUAAAUCAUGA